Messenger RNA from Opisthocomus hoazin, 1452 nucleotides. RefSeq names its product zinc finger protein 385B (gene ZNF385B). Gene Ontology annotation, cellular component: nucleus. The record is from RefSeq and is a predicted model, not a curated record. Gene Ontology annotation, molecular function: zinc ion binding; nucleic acid binding. NCBI's taxonomy places the organism in Eukaryota, Metazoa, Chordata, Aves, Opisthocomiformes, Opisthocomidae.
AUGAAGCGUCCAUUAAGUCCUGACCACGUCUCUGAAGAUGGGAUUAUGAAUCAACCAGCUAUUCUACGGGGCUUUGAAGAAAAAGGACUGAGGAAUGACAGACAGGACUAUCAAUUAAGCAAAGAAAAGAAGAAGAUACUCUUUUCCUUCUGCGAAGUGUGCAAUAUACAGCUGAACUCUGCAGCACAAGCUCAAGUUCAUUACAAUGGGAAGUCUCACCUGAAAAGAGUGAAGCAGCUAAAUAACGGAAAACUCCCUACAAGUGUAGCUCCUGGCACUUUCUUUGCAAGUACAAGCACAGGCACUACUGCACUUCCCACCCUUGUGCGUGCACCUACCUUGAUGAUGCAGCCUUCCCUGGAUAUCAAACCCUUUAUGUCCUUCCCUGUGGACAGCAGCUCUGCUGUUGGAUUCUUCCCAAAUUUUAACACAAUGGAUCCUGUACAAAAAGCAGUAAUAAACCAUACAUUUGGAGUGUCAAUUCCCCCUAAGAAGAAACAAGUCAUUUCCUGUAAUGUCUGCCAGCUUCGCUUUAACUCUGAUAGCCAGGCCGAGGCCCACUACAAAGGAAGUAAACAUGCCAAGAAGGUCAAAGCACUAGAGGCAACGAAAAAUAAACCCAAAGUUGGUUCUUCCAAGGACAGCGCAAAGGCUAACACAAGCUGCUCCACCGCGCCAGUCACAGCCAACAUCUCUGACAAAUCAGAAGAUAAAGGGAAAGCAAAAUCCAAUAGUGCAAGUCAGCAGUCCAGUACAGAAGUGGGUUCUUUUGUUCCUAAACCUGGAGUGGCAGCAGUGGCACCUGUAACGCCUGCCUCAUCCUCCAAGAGCAUGAAUGGAGCUCCUAACACAGUUUCUGAGUCAGAAGAGGAAAAAGCCAAAAAACUACUUUACUGUUCAUUAUGCAAAGUGGCUGUGAAUUCCCUGUCACAACUAGAAGCCCACAAUACAGGCUCCAAGCACAAGACCAUGGUCGAGGCUCGGAACGGUGCUGGUCCCAUCAAGUCUUACCCUAGACCUGGAUCCCGACUGAAGGUGCAGAACGGCAGUAAAGGCUCAGGACUGCAGAACAAGACAUUUCAUUGUGAAAUCUGUGAUGUCCAUGUUAAUUCAGAAAUUCAACUUAAACAGCACAUUUCCAGCCGAAGGCAUAAGGACAGAGUUGCAGGAAAGCCUAUGAAACCUAAAUAUAGUCCUUACAACAAACUGCAACGCAGCCCAAGUAUUUUAGCAGCAAAACUUGCAUUCCAGAAGGACAUGAUUAAGCCGCUGGCACCUGCUUUCCUUUCAUCUCCUCUUGCUGCAGCCGCAGCUGUAUCCUCGGCUCUGUCCCUUCCUCCCCGUCCCACUGCCUCCUUGUUCCAAGCACCUGCGAUCCCACCAGCUCUCCUCAGGCCAGGCCAUGGCCCGAUCCGAGCAACACCUGCCUCCAUACUUUUUGCACCAUAUUAA